AAAUGAGCUAUUAAAUUUGAAGAAAGAAAGGUAGAGGUUGAGAGUCAUGGCCAAGGCCCAAGCUUCCUUAUCCACUCCAUAGCUUUGAAUCUCAACUGAAUGUUAUUGGUAGUGGCAGAGAAGCGGAAUGAGAGUGGCCAUGGCUGCUUCCCUUUCAUCUUCUCCUUACACAUGUUCCUCCAAAUCCAUUGUUUUAUCUAAGUGUAGUCCCAAGAUCAAACUUGGAACAAAUCGCUUCACAAUCUCUGCUUCAACCUCCGUUCUUUCUGGCGGUUCUCCCCUUCUUCAAGCAGCCAAGCAUACGGUGGACGCAUAUGUAAAAAGUGGAAUGGUUGUUGGCUUGGGAUCUGGUCAAGCUUCUGGCAUGGCCAUUCAAUAUCUUGGCCGGCUGCUUCGGGCUGGUGCUUUGAAAGAUAUAGUUGGGGUACCCAUGUCCAUAGCAAGUGCAAGUGAAGCUGCCAAGGCCGGAAUUCCAUUAGACCAGUUCAACGAUAGUUCUCAAGACUUGAAUUCGGGGAGGACGAUUGGCACUGUCCGACAUAGCAGGGGACUUUACAUCCUUAUGAUGAUACCUCCGGUAAUUGAUUUUUCAUUUGAUGAUGCUGAUAUCAUAGAAGAAGGAACACUUAUUGCAGUCAUUGGGCAUCGGAAACCGCAAGUGGAAGAUUCAAUAAUUCAGGAGAAGUCUAUAUUAAAUGCCUCCAACCAGCUUGCAUUCAUGAUAAAGGAAAGCCAAUAUAUGGGUGGCCCUGAGGGAUCGAUUCCAGUUUUAGUGAAUUCUCUUAACUGGAUGCAAACUGCAGAAGAAAUUGACGAUCUCUUUCUAGGCGAUGCAGAGGUAUGGAGGAGGCCAUCGAUUGGGCAUGCAGGUCCCCUUGGGGGCGACUUCCCAUUUGUCACUAGAGAAGGGCAUAACGUACUGGAUGUCAUAUUUACAUCUCCUAUAUCAAGCCUAGCUGAAGUAGCAGAAAGUCUUGACCAGAUCGAUGGAGUCGUGGAUCAUGGAGUCAUUUCUAAAUUUCCAUGCACAGCAGUUAUUGCAGCAGAAAGUGGUCUGCAAAUUAUUGACAAUGUACAGAAGAAUAUGGCAUAGAGUGAUUGCAGUUUACCGAUCAAUGCCAUCGCAGAGCCAAUCAGUCACAUACUUCUUACAAACAAGCAGUGCCGAAUGAGUGCCUGCCGUUGAGCCAUGUUGAAUAGUAGUACUAUAAUUCCAACAAGAACCCAAGGAGUACAACCACCAAUUUCUUCAUCCUCUGCCUUGUGUUCUGAAAUGGUCGAAACAUGGCAGCCCUGAGACCCCCACUUCCUGGCAGCAACUCCUGCUGAUUCCUUCUGACUCAACCAACUCACGACCACAAGUAAGGCGAUUGGUGCUGCUCUUAAAGCCCAACCACCAGAAGGCAAUCUUCUAGGACUGGAUGUUGGAAUGGGAUUGCAGAGUAUCUUAUGAUUGCCAACACAAUUGUAAUAGAAAAGAGGCAGCCAUGGAAAAUGGUGGUAGGAGAAGAAACGACAUUUGGGGAUAUGGAAGGUGAAGAUGAGGAGGAUAAGGAGAAGAGAAGGGAAGGGUGAAGGAUCAGAAGUAAGAAAAUUUGUAAAAGAAUAAACUUUUUGCAUCAUUGGAAUCAUGAGAUUUGAGGGAACUGCUUCUUCAAAAGUUGAAAUUCUGAUAGGAGAUGAAAGUUUUUGGGUAAACUAAGGUUUGAAAUUCCAACUGUAAUUUGACGGUUAUGUUAAGGAGGUGGAGGAUUGAUCGAUUUAACUGUGGGAAAAAUGGUGUUUCUUUGACA
Messenger RNA from Cucumis melo (muskmelon), 1793 nucleotides. Its product is annotated as probable ribose-5-phosphate isomerase 4, chloroplastic. Bases 128 to 1093 code for a protein of 321 amino acids. NCBI's taxonomy places the organism in Eukaryota, Viridiplantae, Streptophyta, Magnoliopsida, Cucurbitales, Cucurbitaceae. Gene Ontology annotation, biological process: pentose-phosphate shunt, non-oxidative branch. The transcript has 11 exons. Gene Ontology annotation, molecular function: ribose-5-phosphate isomerase activity. The record is from RefSeq and is a predicted model, not a curated record.